AACAAACAGUCCAAUGGAAGGAAUAUGCUUCAAAUUUUCAAUUUUUGGUCAGUGAUUAUUGAUUAUUUUUAUAAAUAAUCCUCUUAUUUUUAAAACAACUUACAAAAGCCGUUUAUAUUAGUCAUAAUAUUGUUACAAUGGUGCUAACUAAAGAAUACAGAAUAUGCAUGCCGAUGACUGUGGAAGAGUAUCACAUAGGACAACUUUAUAUGAUAGCGAGACAUAGUUUGGAACAAUCAGGAGAUGGUGAAGGGGUCGAAGUAGUCGAAAACAGAGAAUGUUUGGAUGAAAAACACGGCAAAGGACAAUUUACAGAAAAAAGGAUUCAUCUCUCAAGCCGUCUUCCAUAUUGGGUUCAGUCUGUCAUUCCAAAGAUAUUUUAUGUAACAGAGAAGUCAUGGAACUUUUAUCCAUUUACUAUAACUGAAUAUACAUGUUCCUUUAUUCCCAGAUUUAACAUAUCAAUUGAAACCAAAUAUGAGAACAACAAUGGAUGUACAGAAAAUUGUCUCGGCCUAUCUCCCGAAAAAUUAGCUGAAAGAACAGUUGACCAUAUCGAUAUUGCAUAUGAUGAAUUAUCAGCAAAACACUAUAAAGAAGAAGAAGAUCCUCGAUUUUUUCAAUCCAGAAAAACACACAGAGGGCCCUUGGUCGAUGGUUGGAGAAGUAACUGCCAGCCAAUAAUGUGUUCAUAUAAAUUGGUACAUGCCUCAUUUGAAGUAUUCGGCCUACAGACUAAAGUAGAAGAUUUUAUACAUUCGUGUAUAAGAGAAGUUCUUCUCUUGGGCCAUAGACAGGCAUUCGCAUGGAUUGACGAAUGGAUAGAAAUGAAUAUGGAGGAUGUUAGAAAAUAUGAGUCACAACUACAAUCGCAGACUAAUUCUUUAUUAAAACAGUCAGCAGGAUCACCAUCUGCAUCAGUUUCAGGUCCAGAAACGUCGUUAGUGGGCGUUGAUGGAGGAGGCGAUGGAAUACAGGAUAAAACUCUAUUAGGAACAACACCACCAGAAACACCAAAGACCCCGACAAAAAAGGGAUAUUUCUCGAAUUGGUUUUAAAUUGUACUUGUUAAAGAUGUAGUUACUCAUUGUGCAAUGUUAUUUUAUUCUGUUGUACAUUUUUUUUUAGCUAAUUUAUUAAUAAAGUUUUCAAUAAUUUUU
Diabrotica balteata is the source of this 1160-nucleotide messenger RNA. Lineage: Eukaryota; Metazoa; Arthropoda; Insecta; Coleoptera; Chrysomelidae. The record is from the annotation of a GenBank genome assembly.